AUGGUCACAACCCUUGCCUCGGCCGCCUCUGUGGCCCUGCUGCUGGCAGGAACCCUCCCGGCUGUCAGCGCGCAGUAUUAUACAAUUGACACGCCUGCCAACAUCAAGGCGUCGGCAAAGACCCUUGCAUACGAUCUGAUCAAGCAAUACAAAGGAAACCAGUCGGGCGAGAUCCCCGGUAUCCUGCCCGGCCCCCCAACCGAGCACAAGGGCGACUACUACUGGUGGCAGGGAGGCGCCAUGAUGGGCACCUACAUCGACUACUGGAAGCUGACGGGCGAUUCGACCUACAACGACCUCGUCAUGGAGGGCAUGCUGCACCAGACCGGCCCCAACGCCGAUUACAUGCCCCCCAACCACACCGCAUCCCUCGGAAACGAUGACCAAGGCUUCUGGGGAAUGUCCGCCAUGCUCGCCGCCGAGAACAAGUUCCCGAACCCCCCGGAAAAUAAGCCCCAGUGGCUCGCCCUCGCCCAGGCCGUCUGGACCACCCAGGCGAGUCCCGACCGCCACGACGAAACUUGCAACGGAGGUCUGAGAUGGCAGGUCCCGUUCUCCAACGCCGGUUACAACUACAAGAACACCAUUGCCAAUGGAUGUUUCUUUAACAUCGGCGCCCGCCUCGCCAGGUACACCAACAAUGAUACGUAUGCAAAGCACGCCGAAAAGACCUGGGACUGGCUUUGGGGUGUGAACUACAUCGACCACGAGAACUGGAAUGUCUACGAUGGCGGCCACGUCGAGCACAACUGCACCGACGUCAACAAACAGCAGUUCUCCUACAACGCUGCCAUCCUGACCCAGGGUGCUGCUUUCAUGUACAACUAUACCAACGGGUCUGAGGUCUGGAAGGGCCGGAUCGAGAAGCUCACCGAGUCCCUCUUCCUCAACUUCUUCCCCAACAACACCGGAUACGAGCUCGCCUGCGAGGGCAAGAAGGGCCAAUGCACCGCCGACAUGUUGUCCUUCAAGGGCUACGUCCACCGCUGGCUCUCCGUCGUCACCCAGAUCGCCCCCUUCAUGAAGGACAAAAUAUUGCCUGUGCUCAGGGACUCGACCCAGGCCGCCGUCAAACAGUGCACCGGUGGGGCGACGGGUCGCGUCUGCGGCUUCUACUGGAACGAGGGAGUGUUUGUGGACCCCGCCACUGACAAGACCUCGGGAGCCGGCGAGCAGAUGAACGUGCUGGCUGCCGUGUCGAGUUUGCUGAUUGAUAACGUCGAGCCGCCCGCGACGAAUAUGACGGGUGGUAUCUCCAAGGGCGACCCCGAAGCGGGAAGCAAGAGCAGGGACAAUAUCGAGCCGGAUCCCAUUACGACGGCGGACCGCGCCGGUGCGGGUAUCCUGACGGCCAUUGUGCUGGCUGGUGGUCUGGGCACCUGGGGCUGGAUGAGCCUCGGCGAUUAG
Molecule: messenger RNA, 1407 nt
Organism: Colletotrichum graminicola M1.001
Lineage: Eukaryota; Fungi; Ascomycota; Sordariomycetes; Glomerellales; Glomerellaceae
Product: glycosyl hydrolase family 76
Exons: 4
Coding region: 1-1407 (468 amino acids)
Biological process (GO): fungal-type cell wall biogenesis; carbohydrate catabolic process
Molecular function (GO): mannan endo-1,6-alpha-mannosidase activity
Source: RefSeq, a predicted model, not a curated record